Aspergillus ochraceoroseus IBT 24754 is the source of this 2207-nucleotide messenger RNA. Its product is annotated as putative AP-3 adaptor complex subunit mu. Gene Ontology annotation, biological process: endocytosis; intracellular protein transport. The transcript has 3 exons. The record is from RefSeq and is a predicted model, not a curated record. Gene Ontology annotation, cellular component: clathrin adaptor complex; cytoplasmic vesicle. Lineage: Eukaryota; Fungi; Ascomycota; Eurotiomycetes; Eurotiales; Aspergillaceae. The coding region runs from base 84 to 2000 and encodes 638 amino acids.
GAUGAAGAAGACAUCAAACGACGUCUGGAUUUGAAUCUUCUUCUCCCGACUCUUGAGGACCAAGUUCAAAAGCCGUCGACACCAUGAGUGGCGAGAUUGAUGCCCUCUACAUAUACGACGAGCAGAACCAACCUCUCGUCGAGCAGGUCUAUCGCUCUCGUCCGCCCUCCGCGGCCGCUAUCCGACCCCUCUAUUUCGCCCAUCCGGCCCCGCGCCCCUCGCUCAUCUAUCUUCCGGGGACAUCGCCGGCGGUGACGGUGUUUUCGAUAGUCCAGUCGAACUUGCAUUUUCUGGCGCUUUCGGAAACGGACACAGAACCCCUGCUUGUGCUGGAGUUCCUGCAUCGCGUUGUAGAUAUACUGGAGGAGUUCAUCGGAGCACCGCUGAUUUCGACCAAGGUGCAGGCUAAUUACGAUGUGGUGGCUCAACUGCUUAAUGAGAUGUGCGAUGCUGGCAUCGUGUGCAAUACCGAGCUGAAUGCCCUGCAGGAGGCAGUGGAGACGUCGGGAUGGAUGGGGAAGCUAUUAGGCAACGUGACUUUGCCUGGGUCGUCAAAUGCUAUUCUGGGACAACCUGCGUUGAAGAAGCUGCCACUGGCAGCUGGGAGCGCCGCACAAGGGCCUGCGAUCCCGUGGCGACGGCCAGGGGUCCGGCAUACUUCGAACGAACUCUAUGUCGAUAUUGUAGAAUCUCUCUCGGUUACAAUGGCACCAUCUGGACGCCUGCUGUCGGCUUUGGUGUCCGGAACUAUUGCUUUCACGGCCAAAGUAUCCGGCGUUCCUGACAUGCUUCUCUCCCUGACGGCUCCCGGUGGCCAACAGGCUAUUGGGCGAAAAAUCGACCUCCCCGUAUUCCACCCCUGCGUUCGAUUGGCAAGGUGGCGAGAGCGACCAGGUGAAUUGAGUUUCAUACCCCCGGAUGGGCGAUUUAUCCUUGCGGGGUACGAGGUAGAUCUCCUGCCGCUAGACCCUAAGCUUGACGAGGCUCCUAGCCACAUGGAAAAGGUUUUCCUGCCGGCCAUUGUCGACAUUCGCAAGUCUCUGGGGCCAAAUGGCGCCGACUUUGAAGUUAGACUCACCUUAAACACGAGUUUCCCGGGCCACUCGACACCAAGUCGACCAGGUGGCGGGCGGAAUGGCUCGGGGACCUCCACCCCGUCAUUUCUUGGUGGAAACGGCGCAGGGAACUCUGCUUCCCCGGUGCUUGAGGACGUUGUUGUAACGGUGCCCAUCCCACACUCGGUGCGAAAUAUCACCGACAUGAAAGCUAGUCGGGGCGACGCUAUCUUCACCCCUGGGAGUGGCAUGCUCGAAUGGCGCGUCCCAACCAAGGAUGCCGGAACGGUUUCCGGAACCGCCACACUGCGCUGCACGAUCAUCGGUCACCCAAACGAGGAAUUUGAUGACGAGGAAGCAGAGGACGCAGAAGCAGAAGCAGAAGCCACCCUCCUACAGGGCUACUACGACGACUCCGCAGCAGUGUCUUACCAACAUAGCACCGCAACAGACCUCAGGAAGCCCAAACCGGAGAAGAAAAAGAAGAAGAAGAAGAAGGUCAAGAAGGCAACCUCCCGCGCUGUAUCUACCCCAGAACUCCAUCACGACAAUGACAACGACCACGAAAACACCUUGCUCGCCUCCGAAGAUCAACCACCACCACCACCACCACCACCACGCUCGCCCGCUCCGUCACGUCCGCAAUCUCAAAACCCAACACCAUCGCCGCAAAAGCAACAAACCUCGCCACAGGCCCGUACCCAAUCCCCAUUCUCCAUCUUCCACCCCGCACCCCGUAAGACGAAGAGUCAGAUCAACGCAAGCCUCAUGCCGAAUUCCGCAUCGGUUUCAUUCUCGGUGCGUGGUUGGUUGCCUUCCGGGAUCAAAGUGGAUAGCCUGAACAUCGACCCGCGCCGGAGUCGUGGACUUGGGGAGGGCGUGAAGCCCUACAAGGGGGUAAAGUAUAUAUGUGUAAGUCGGAAGGGAAUCGAGCGGAGGUGUUGAUAUUGCUGGGAUUUAUUCUUCUUUAUCUAAAACCAUCUGGUUGAUUGCAUGGCAUGUGAUUGGAAGCGAGGACUUAUAGUUGGUAAGAUUCAUUUUCACAUAGAUCCAGGUGUACGCAUUGGAUGGCAUUUGAUAGGUAUGAAACGAAUAACGAUGGAUAUUCCUUACUACCAUACCUCAUAACUCUAUAACUACGUCUCAGCUCGC